CUCGCCCGAUUGCAUUAGUACAAUUUAAAUCGUGAGUGUCGAACGUGUUUUCCGGACGAAAUUACCAAAAUGAAUAAGCUGCUGAUUCUGGCCCUUUGCCUGGGCGUGGUCUGCGGAGAUUUCCAGGCAAGACCCAAACGCGACAAUUUCCACUCUCGCCACUACAGUGCCCACCAGCAGGCGAUUGAGCAGGCUCGCAAGAACGCCGGCUACGGAGGCAGCGUGGGAGGAAGCUUCAGUGGUGGCUACGGAGCAGGUGGAGCUGCCGGAUCUUCCGAUCUCUCCGGCAACUUGGAGAGUGCCUACGAGUCUGUGGGUGCAACCGAGUCCGCCGAAGGUGCCAGCGCUGGCGGAGCAGGUGGUCAGACCGUUGAGACCUUGGGUGGUGCCGCCGGAACCCUUGGCGGUGGCUCUUCCUUCGGCAGCAACUUUGGCUCCGGUUUCGGUAGCCAGAGUGCCGGCUCUUUCGGUGCCCAGAACGGAGCCGCCUUUGGCGCCCAAAAUGCCGCCUCUUUCGGCGCCCAGAACGCCGCCUCUUUCGGCGCCCAAAACUCCGCCUCCUUCGGCAGCACCUUCUCCAGCAACGCCGCCUUCGAGUCCAAAACCGCCGCCAACUUCGGCAGCACCGCCGCCCACCAAGUGGGCAGCAAUGUGGAGUUCGCCGAGAACGCCAACGCCGGCAACAAGGUCGACUUCGGAGGCCUCAACACCGUCCAGAGUGCCACCCCCUCCGCCGAGUAUUACAGCCACGAGAAGAUUGUGACCACUCCCCAGCAGGUGACCUACACGAUUCCCGGUGGCUCCCAGCGCUACGUUCACCACGAGGAGCGCAUUGUCGAGCAGCCCACCCAGACGCAUGUGGUGCAGACUCCCGUGCAGACCGCCCAGUACUACCGCCGCAAGGUGACCACCGCCACCGUCCCCCAGGUGCUGGUGCAGCCAGCCACCAACGCCCGUUUGGCCUAUGGAUCGAAUGUGGGAUCCUCCUUUGGAACCAAUUCCGCGUCCACUUUUGGCACCAAUGCCGCCUCCAGCUUUGGCACCCAGUUCGGCAGCUCUUUCGGCCAGAACUCGGCCCUCAACUCCGGCCUCUCCUCGGGAUUCGGUUUCCAGACGAACAGCGGACUGGGUCAGCUGCUCAGCCAGACCCAUGAGACUGCCCGCAAGCAGGCGGCUUCCCAAGUGGCCUCUGGCAACUUAGUUCAGUCCGGAAGUGGCUACAAUGCCGGAUCUCGUUACAAUGCCGCCCAAACUGCCUUCAAUGGAGGAUCUCAGGCCGGCCUCAACUCCGGCUUCAACAGCGGCUUCACCUCCGGCUCCCAGUUUGGCUUCAACUCCGCCAGCUCCUUGAACUCUGCCAGCACCCUGAACUCCGCCAGUUCCCUGAACAGUGGUUCCUUGUUGGCUGGCAGCCAGGGAUCCCUGCUGAACGGACAGCUCAGCGGCUCCCUGUUGGGCGGCCAGCAGACCCUUGACCUUGGACUGGGAUUAGGUCAGAGCAGUGCACAGCAGCUGGCCGGAGCGGGCAACUUCGGAGCCGGAUUCGGAGCCGAGGCCGGCAACGCUGGCAGUUCCUUCCAGACCAAGGAGUGGGAGAAGCAGUCCAAGUGGUCUUCUCAGGACUCGUUCGACUCCAAUGGCCAUGUGAACAGCUACAAGGAUCUGGCCACCGGCGAGCGGGAGAACGUGAACAUCAACGGAAAGCAGUACGGCUACCAUGCCGCCACGGCCUCCGUCGACGACAACGGCAAAUUCGGUACUCACAGUGUUCACUCGUAGGCGGCGACCCCGAGCUCCAUCCAAAACUAGAAACCUUUCGUGUUCUUGGGCAGUUGGCUACCCAACUCCAGAAGUUUUUUGUAAAAUAACGUGAAUGUAAAAUGACUUGUUUGUGUGUCACUCGCUGUGAUUGAAACAAUGACGUCAAAUUUAAAAACUACAA
This is a messenger RNA of Drosophila biarmipes, 1942 nucleotides long. RefSeq names its product fibroin heavy chain. NCBI's taxonomy places the organism in Eukaryota, Metazoa, Arthropoda, Insecta, Diptera, Drosophilidae. Bases 70 to 1779 code for a protein of 569 amino acids. The record is from RefSeq and is a predicted model, not a curated record. The transcript has 5 exons.